Messenger RNA from Papaver somniferum (opium poppy), 933 nucleotides. RefSeq lists its product as uncharacterized. Lineage: Eukaryota; Viridiplantae; Streptophyta; Magnoliopsida; Ranunculales; Papaveraceae. The transcript is spliced from 2 exons. The coding region runs from base 1 to 933 and encodes 310 amino acids. The record is from RefSeq and is a predicted model, not a curated record.
AUGAGUUUAAUGUGUUCUUAUUUGAAAGCUAAAUAUGGAAUCUAUUUGGAUACCUCUAGUGAUAGUGAUGAAGAAGAGAAAGCUUUGUUGAUGUUUACACAACUAUGUUUGGAUGAACGAUUGCGUAUAAUUAGACAACCUGUACCAAGGGAGGUACAGACACGUAGUGUAAUAACGCGUGAUCGAGUGUGGCAUGAUGCCAAAAUGAUGAAUGAUUAUUUUACUCCUGGAACCGGUUAUACCUCUAGACAAUUCAAACAACGUCUAGGCAUGAGGGAAGACUUAUUCGAGAAAUUGUUAGGAAAAUUGCUUGUAGUUGAUCCGGAAUGGAAUCAACGUCCGGAUGCAACCUGUCAUACGGGGCAUUCUCCGCAUAUAAAAUUAGUUGCGGUGAUGAAAUUUUUAUGCAAAAGUACGCCAGCUGAUAGUGUUGACGAUUACACUCGUAUGGGUGCCACCACAAUAUACAAGUAUCUAAAACUAUUUUACCACACCGUUUGCAUGACUUUUGGAGAAAGAUAUUUGCGUGAACCCACUCCUGAAGAUGUUCAGAGGUUGCUAGCUGAGAAUGCGGAUCGAGGUUUUCCUGAAAUGCCUGGUAGUGUUGAUUGUAUGCAAUGGCCAUGGAAGAAUUGUCUGGUAGCUUGGCAAGAAACUUACCGGGGUAAAGAUAAAGAGAGUAGUUUGGGUGUAGUACCUCCAUGCAAUUAUGUCAUCAAUGGUCACCACUACAAUAUGGGUUAUUUCUUAGCCGAUGGUAUCUAUCCAAAGUUGACUAUAGUUGUACAAGCUUUUUCUCAAACAUUGGACAUUCCCGACUAUGUGAGGUUCAACAAGUAUCAAAUGGCUAAAAUAAAGGAUGUCGAGCGUGCUUUUGGAGUGCUUCAGGAUAAAUUCAGAAUUGUCGGAUCUCCCUGUAAGUAUUGGAACUAA